AUGCUUCCCACAUAUAAAACUCCCGAUGGCAGCUCCCAGAGCGACCGGUCCCGCGGACCGUACCAGAACACAUUCGCUCCAGCUCCAGCUCCAGCUCCUCCUCCUACUCCCUCCUAUCCACAAUCCACACACAGACCCCUCAUCGACAGCAUCACAAACGAGUGGCGCAAAGACCCGCACGCCUACGACUCCUCCUCCCUCGACGCGGAAGAAAAGCAGUGGAUCUGGGAAAAGUCGGCCUGGUCGGAACGUACGCGUGUGUUGCGCAAGCUCAGUCCGAAGCGUGUACCGAGGAGAAUUCAGAGAUAUAUGUGCAUCUACUGUAUACUGGUCCUGGUGGCGUGGGCGAGUUGGGAGACGACGUUUCGGGCGAGUUGGCAUGAAUGGAAGGAGUUACGGUGGGGCUUCGACCCGAACAACGCAGACGUGGUUGGCAGUAAUAAGGCCGUUGACUUUGACGGGCUGAUCAAGGUGAAGAAGCUGGAUAGUCAUUUGGUGCCGGGAGAGCAUGAAGGGACAGGGGCGAGGAAGAGAUUGGUUGUUGUAGGGGAUGUUCAUGGGUGUAAGGAAGAGCUCGUCAAACUGCUCGCCAAAGUCUCCUUCGACCGCACCACCGACCACCUAAUCUUCACCGGCGACCUCAUCUCCAAGGGACCAGACUCUGUCGGCGUCGUACAACUCGCACGCGACCUCGGUGCCUCUUCUGUCCGUGGCAACCACGAAGACAAAGUCCUGCUUGCACUCAAGGCUCACGAGGACUCAAUCACAUCGUCUACCAGUAGCCACCCAAAUUACGACAUCCCCGAAGACCCCGACGACCCGUCCCACAACUCCAAGGCGCUCGCCCUCGCCAAAACAUUCAGCAAAUCUGAGAUCGCAUGGCUCCAGGAGUGCCCGGUCAUCCUCAACAUCGGCCCAAUUCCCGGCAUGGGCGAUGUCAGCGUCGUCCACGCCGGUCUCGCCGUUUCCACACAUCUCGAGCACAUCUCCCUGGAAUCACAGGACCCGUACUUGUGCAUGAACAUGCGCACAGUGAACCUCAAAACUCGUCUUCCCACGCCUGCGCACGACGGCGUAUGCUGGGCGAAGAUAUGGAACUACGCCCAGAAGCAACGGAAGCUGGAGGAGCGCCAGACGGUCAUCUACGGCCACGACUCGCAACGGGGCCUGGGCUUGAAGAAGUAUACCAAGGGCCUGGACACGGACUGUGUCAAGGGCGGCAAGUUGACGGCGCUGGUCAUCACCGCGGGCAAGAAGGGCGGUUAUGUCAGGCAGGACACGUACAGUGUGCACUGUGGCACGUAUUGGGGCAAGGCGGAAUGA
Pseudovirgaria hyperparasitica is the source of this 1323-nucleotide messenger RNA. Its product is annotated as Metallo-dependent phosphatase. The record is from RefSeq and is a predicted model, not a curated record. The transcript has 2 exons. Gene Ontology annotation, biological process: polyphosphate catabolic process. Gene Ontology annotation, molecular function: phosphatase activity; endopolyphosphatase activity. Bases 1 to 1323 code for a protein of 440 amino acids. Gene Ontology annotation, cellular component: cytoplasm. Lineage: Eukaryota; Fungi; Ascomycota; Dothideomycetes; Acrospermales; Acrospermaceae.